Messenger RNA from Syngnathus typhle (broad-nosed pipefish), 1929 nucleotides. Its product is annotated as twinfilin-2. The record is from RefSeq and is a predicted model, not a curated record. Gene Ontology annotation, biological process: regulation of lamellipodium assembly; barbed-end actin filament capping; actin filament depolymerization. Lineage: Eukaryota; Metazoa; Chordata; Actinopteri; Syngnathiformes; Syngnathidae. Gene Ontology annotation, cellular component: actin filament; myofibril; cytoplasm. The coding region runs from base 214 to 1272 and encodes 352 amino acids. The transcript is spliced from 9 exons. Gene Ontology annotation, molecular function: actin filament binding; actin monomer binding.
GUGCACACGAUACUGUCCCAGUUGCUUGAGCGAUGUCCUAUCUCGCACACCCAUAUGGUCCCUGAUGCCCCUUACACUACUUUGACAUUUUCAACUUGGCCAAGUAAAUCGCAGUAAAUAGUUUUUAACUUUCCUGGGACUUGAAGAGACUAUUUCUUGGGGCCUGCAAAAGGAGGACCACUCUGCUGCUUGCUUACGACUGCUUGAGUCGCCAUGUUUCUAGCCCUGGUGGUGACGCCAGAGCUGAGGGAGUUUCUGGCCCGGGCGAGAGGGGGAGCGCUGCGCCUCAUUAAGGUGCGAAUACAAGAUGAACAGCUGGUGCUGGGGGCCUACAGGGAACCAGAGCAGAGAUGGGACCAGGACUACGACCAUUUCCUCCUACCUCUGCUGGACCGACAGGAGCCCUGCUAUGUGCUCUACCGUCUGGACUCCCACAAUGCACUGGGCUUUGAGUGGCUCUUCCUAUCCUGGUCACCUGAUCAGUCUUCCGUCAAAGACAAGAUGCUGUAUGCUGCUACCCGUGCCAUGGUCAAGAAGGAGUUUGGUGGUGGCCACGUGAAGUAUGAGAUUUUUGGAACGCUGGAGGAAGAAGUCUGCCUGUCGGGCUACCAGCGUCAUGUAUUGUCAUGCUGUGGUCCUGCCCCGCUCACACUAGCUGAGCAGGAGCUGCAGAGGAUCAAGCUCACUGAGGGCAGAGUCAAACAGGUGACGGCAGAGAACAGCGUGGAUAGUAACGCACAAACCCUUCAAGGCCUGGCUUUCCCGCUGCAGGAGACGGCCAGACGAGCCCUCCAGCAACUUGCCCAGAAGCAGAUCAACUACAUACAACUGAAACUAGAUGUGGAGCGGGAGACCAUUGAACUGGUUCAUUCCCACCAGACGGAGACGCGGGAUUUGCCCUGCCGGGUUCCUAAAGACACACCAAGAUAUCACUUCUUCCUCUACAAACACUCCCAUGAAGGCGACUACCUCGAAUCCAUUGUUUUCAUCUACUCCAUGCCUGGAUACAACUGCAACAUUAAAGAGAGAAUGCUCUACUCUAGCUGCAAGAGUCGACUCUUGGAGGACGUGGAGAGAGAUUAUCGACUGCAGGUUGCUAAAAAGUUGGAAAUCGACAGCGGAGAUGAGUUGACAGAGGGGUUUCUGUAUGAAGAAGUCCAUCCCAAGCAGCAUGCUUUCAAGCAGGCUUUUGCCAAACCACGCGGCCCCGCAGGCAAGAGGGGACUCAAACGCCUAAUUAAAGGCCCGGGCGAGGUCAUGCAGGACGGCUAGAGUCGGACAAAUCGUACCGCUGAGGUGUUACUCGAGUACUGGCACCUUGUAAAAUAACACUGACACCUCGUCAGGCCUGCAACAAACCACUCAGUGUCCAAUUCCUUGUGGGCACGGGACAUCUGUGACAUAGUAUAGGCUAGUCUCGUUCUAUGAAUAGUUCAGAAUAAUAUUGGCGUGUUUAAUAAUAUAUAUUAGUAGCUCUUUUUUUCCAUACACAAAGACAAAGGGAACGCGCCACAAGUUAAAACAAGUCUUGUUCCUUUACAGAACAUGAUGAAAAAGGAAUUUUACAUAGUUAGAUAAAAAGUAAUUUUGCAUACAGAGUGAACCCAUGUUAGAAAGGUAAAAUUAUAAAGUAAGAUUGAAGUGAUUAGCCUACCAGCAAUCAUGUUUGAAGAAAAUGCCCUUAUGUUUAUUCUGAACACAACUAGUAUGUGCCAACUAGGAUGGAAGUGAUAAUGUGAAGCCAAUCGGUUUCUUUUUUUUUUCUCCAUUCUGUUAAACUGUACCCAACAAAUAGAUGAUUUCUUUACAGUUGAAAAAAAAAAGCUGCAGUGGUGUUUUAAAUAAAUUUUUGUACCAGCAAUGUUUGUAAAAAAAAAAAAGAAAAAGAAAAAAAAAAAGGAAAUUCCAAAUAAAAAUGUUUUUACUGUG